Molecule: messenger RNA, 2742 nt
Organism: Helicoverpa zea (corn earworm)
Lineage: Eukaryota; Metazoa; Arthropoda; Insecta; Lepidoptera; Noctuidae
Product: protein rhomboid-like
Exons: 6
Coding region: 225-1268 (347 amino acids)
Cellular component (GO): membrane
Molecular function (GO): serine-type endopeptidase activity
Source: RefSeq, a predicted model, not a curated record
UAUCGCGGCGGCGAGACGUGCUGAUAGCGCCUCCCGAUUACACUUCGCUAAUACAUUUCAGUGUUAAAAUUCUUAAUUACUCCUGAAAAUAUUCAAACUAGUGUUCAUCGGUGAAGUGGCAGAGGUCACGAGGUAUGCCGAUCGCGUGCCUUGCCUACUUAUUGAGGCGGCAGAGUACAGCGCAGCGCCAUGUCGUGCUGACCGUGACAUGAGCAGCGGCCGCCAUGGCUCCCGACGCCGAGCACUGCGCCGCCGCGCGCCUGACCGGGGCCCAGCCAGCGCCCGUGCACGCGCCCCGCAGGGUCCUGCCCGACGCACACGCGCCCGCCACCGCCUGGACAGAGAACGAAGAGGAGCGUCCUGGAGACAACACCAACAGCCCCGGGGAGAACCGCCGCCUGCUGCCCACCGGGGCCCCAGUCAAGCACAAGUCGCGCCUACAGGCCGGCCUCACGCUAGGAGUGCACCCCCAGGGGAAAUACAAGUCUCCACAACUUACCAAGUCACAUAAGCCCUACGCGAAGAACAAAUUCGAGAAGAGGAAGGAUAAGCUCUUAGCUCUAUUGAAACCACCGUAUUUUAUAGUGUCCAUAAUAAUUUUACUUGUAUGCAUCCACCUGUGGGGCUCGGCAGACAUGCGCGCGCAGAUGGAGUGGUCUCCCAACGCGUGGUGGCGCGAGCCCUGGCGGCUGUUCACGUACGGCUGCGUGCACGCCAGCGCCGCGCACCUGGCGCUCAACGCACUCGUCGCACUCGCUGUGGGCUGGCCCUUAGAGCGCGAGCAGGGGUGGUGGCGGGUGGUGGUAGUGUGGGCCGGCGGGGUGGCGGCCGGCGCUCUGGGAGCCGGCGUGCUGCAGCCGCGCGUGCGCGUGGUGGGCGCCUCGGCGGCUGUGUACGCGCUGCUCACCGCGCAUAUCGCUAAUGUGUGCCUUAGGUUCGGUCACAUUCCGCUGUGGUGGUUCCGUCCGCUGAGCGUGCUGGUGCUGGGCACGUCGGAGGCGUGCUGGGCGCUGGUGCGCGCGUCGCCGGCGGCGGGGGCUCCGGCCGCUGCGCACGCGCACGCCUCCUAUGAAUACGUUGCCUGGGCGGCGCACAUAUUCGGCGCAGCUGUAGGAAUACCUCUAGCCUUCUUAGUGUUUACUGGCGAAAACUCCAAAAAGCCAUACGUGGUCGCAAGUCGGCUGAUCUCUGGCGCAGUGAUGUGCGCCGGCGCAGUGCUGGCGUGCAUCUACUACGGCUGGUACGGCGACGACCUCGACCAGACCUGAACCCGGGACCGCGGAACGUUGUGUCUCAAUGAAAAGUGCAAUUCGUACUCAUCCGUCCGCUAUUCGUCACGUAGAAUAGCUUUUGAUGGGAAUUUUACAAGUUUGUACAGUUUUGUACAGAGCUAGUCGGAGUAGCGGUGAACAAAGGCCUCAUCGAUUUAUGGAUCUUUUUCACGUUCUAGAUAUAAGCGUUAUGUACAAACAUGUUCGUUGGAGUUAAUCUAAGGGAAAUGUAAACUAAGUGGUAAAUUCUAAAUUGUAACUCCGCCCACCUCGAGUGUCACCUGAAGUCAUGAACAUUGCUUGACUAUAUUGUCGACACCUGGCCUACUGAACUAUACGUAUAUAACUUAUUGCUACGUUGCUUGUUCAUGUUCGCGAUGUGGCGGAGUUUAUAAUAAUAUUGAUUUCUGUGAAAUCACACUUUCGAUUGUUUUGCAUCAAAACGUUGGACAAACGGCUAGUGAUAAUUUAAGCUUUGUACUUAUGCAACGACUUUUAUAAUAUUAGCGACCAAGUGCAAUUGUAAUUACCUUCCAAGACUUUAUAUCAUAAUAAGUAUAUUUGAACUUUGAAAUGUCAUCCACUUAUUCUUGAAUUAUUGCAAUUUUUUUUAUAUGCUCAUUACGAGAUAUUUCAUUGGCACUCAAGAAUUAAAAUUUCGGACUUUUAUAAUGAUAUCAAACAUUUAAUCAAUGUAAACCGAACAAAACGUUGUUAAACUCUUCACUAUCUGUAAUAACAUUGAUAAACGUAAUGACACUCUUGAAAUAACAAUAUAUUCAGACUAAGUGAACAGUUAAAUCUCCGGUUAAAGUGACAUUGCACUGCAAACUGCAUGUCCUCCAAAUGAUAAAUACGUACUAAGUGACUGCAACCAAAGAGAUUAUUGUAUUCUAGUCCAACCUCAAGUUAUAAUACAUGACUUAACUGAACUUUUGUUUUCAUUUUAAUAUUUUUGGUGCUGAAUGCUGAUAUUUUAACCCCUUAUAUUGCGACUGACACUGUACUAAUUAGUGAUAGGUCUAACAAGGCAGUAGUGACAACGACCCUCCAUCAUGAGAAUACUUACGAUUGACUCUAACUAUUGAUCGAAUUGCUGGGAUAUUAAUACAUAUAUAAACUGUGUAACAAAUUAGUGCAGUGAGCUAUCCAAUCUUGCCGACCACGGCGUGUGUGUGGUCAGCGUUACAGUAGGUUGUGGUGAAACACAGAUGAACGAGUCCGUCACAGAGAAACCUGCCUCUACUUGCGUUUGCGAGGAAGGGUCACUAUAACAUAUCAAUAAUUAAGAUAAAUCAUGAAUAAUAUGUGAAUAACGGUUAAAAAUCUUUGACAGACAAUUGUUUUUGGAUAUUGUAUUUUGUUUGAUGUUCUAUGUUAAAAUGAAUAUUAUGUUUUCUACAAAUGUUUCAGCAAAUGUCCUGUGUAUCGCUUUGUGAUAAUUGUGAUCCUAUAAAAGUUCAUUUCCAUA